UUUUUACCCCUAUAUACUGAAAAUACUGAACGCAAGUGUAUUAUACGAACGAUUUACACAUAAAAGACAUCCUCGUCUCUUGCUAAAAAGCCGGGUCGAGCUUUUGGCCUCUUCGUCUAAUAGUUGAGGCUGGCAUCUGCUAAUUCCGUUUCCGGCUAUGAAGUAAAGACGCCGGAUGAUACCGGUGCACCCGGCUGCUACUGCUUUGGGUAUCUGGUUAAAGUAGAAAGAAACGCCAGGUCAUCUACGAUGUAACGCUAUCGUUGAUUAAGUAAUACUGCGAUCUUAACUUGCUGAUUCGUUUGUUAUGGCGUCGCGGUUGCGGCCCGCAUUGGCUGCGGCCCGUUAUUCUUCCCCACCCCCGGCACUAUGUGAUGUGAACCACAACAAAGCAUCAUGACAGUUUUCAAUACAGUUUGCACUAGGCGGCGCUGCUCGAAACACCAAGGUCCACACUUAAUGAUAUUCUGUCUAGCAGACUUCAUAAUGAGUUAUGCGGAAAAGCCGAAGGAAGUCACGCAAGAAGAAUGGAUGGAGCAACUCCAUAACGUACAAAUACAGAGAGCUGACAUGAACCGGCUAAUCAUGAAUUACUUGAUUACAGAAGGGUUCAAGGAAGCUGCGGAGAAGUUCAGGAUGGAGUCGGGAAUCGUACCCAGCGUGGACCUGGACUCGCUGGAUGAGAGAAUAAAGAUCCGAGAAAUGAUUCUGAACGGGCAGAUUCGGGAGGCUGUUGCAGUGAUUAAUGGCCUUCACCCGGAGCUCCUAGACAGUAAUCGCUAUCUGUACUUUCACCUGCAGCAGCAGCACCUCAUCGAGCUGAUCCGGCUGCGUGAGACAGAGUCUGCGCUAGAGUUUGCGCAGUUGCAGCUGGCAGAGCAGGGCGAGGAGAGCCGCGAGUGCCUGACGGAGAUGGAGCACACCCUGGCCCUACUGGCUUUCGAUGACCCGCAGAACUCACCCUUCGGGGACCUGCUCAACACGAUUCGGCGGCAGAAGGUCUGGAGUGAGGUAAACCAGGCCGUGCUGGAUUACGAAAACAAGGAGUCGACACCCAGACUGGUCAAGCUGCUCAAACUGUUACUGUGGGCUCAGAAUGAGCUGGACCAGAAGAAGAUCAAGUAUCCCAAGAUGACCGAUCUGAGCAAGGGGACAAGAGAGGAACCGAAAUGAGUGUUGGGGCAGAGCAUGCAGCUGCUCUGUGGGAUGCCGAGGACUAUGGAGAUGUUGCUUGCUAUUUACAUCAGUCAGUGACUGAGCUGUGUAUAUAAUUUAUGUUUUGUACAUGUGAACGUUUGAUGGUUGAAUCCUUAAACUCUACACCAACCCAAAGUCCCAAUGUUUAUAUUGUUCAACAAAAUGUUCAACACGAUACCCUCAAAAACUAUGUGCCUUGUUACUUUAAGCGCCUCUUUGUUAGGAAUAACUUGGUUACAGUUUUAGAAUCACAUGGUAUUACACAGGAAGGGCCUUUUCAUACAUAUGAGUAUUUUAUAUCCAAGUUUGGACUGUAUUAGCAUUUAGCUUUUGGCUGCUGAUAAGUGUGGCUUGUUACCUAUGAAAAGCUGAUUUCUUUGGACACAGCCAUGGCUGCAGGAGCAGGAUUAUUACUUGUUUACAGGAAUCUUUCACACAAUUUCUGAUCAACAGAGGCAUGUUCUGUUGUUUUUUCCUGAUGAGGUGCAUUCAAUACCUUUUAAAGUUCUUCUAACUGCCCAAUAAUGUGAUGGAAGUAAAUAUAAAAUAUGUUCGUUUUUUUUGUUGGGUACUGUUAUUAAAUAAAUCAUUCUUUUGGAAAAAA
Brienomyrus brachyistius is the source of this 1801-nucleotide messenger RNA. RefSeq names its product glucose-induced degradation protein 8-B homolog. Gene Ontology annotation, cellular component: nucleus; cytoplasm. The transcript is spliced from 4 exons. Lineage: Eukaryota; Metazoa; Chordata; Actinopteri; Osteoglossiformes; Mormyridae. The coding region runs from base 397 to 1173 and encodes 258 amino acids. The record is from RefSeq and is a predicted model, not a curated record. Gene Ontology annotation, biological process: positive regulation of canonical Wnt signaling pathway; proteasome-mediated ubiquitin-dependent protein catabolic process. Gene Ontology annotation, molecular function: protein binding.